GCCGCGUAUCCAAUGGUUGUCAGUUCCGACUGUACAGCUCCCUCACUUUAAAGCUCUCGACUACCUAGGUAUGCUCCUCCAUCGCAGGUUCAACUGAGGCGAUGAGCUCAAUGCCUGCCCCCUCGUCUCCGCUCCGCUCCCCCUCUCUCUUGUCCGAGCGUCGCCUUUGGCGGACUUUCUCCGGUUUAUCGACCUCCUCACAACAACGCGCGAACGCCGCCGAUGGCCAGGGUCCGGUGAUCACGGAAGAGAUCAGCGAGAUCAAGCGCUACGAAGAUUUUACGACUAUCGAUUGGGUACAGGAUGCGGUACACGAACAAGCGCGACGGCCAAUAAAGCGACAAGAAGGUUCCGGGUUUUGGGACAAGGAAGGCACAUUUAAAUGGAGGCAUAAAGUGCGGGAAUCCUAUGACGCUGGGCAAGCCUGGCUAGUCAUCACACUUGUCGGAGCAGCUAUCGGGCUGAUAUCAGCUGUUUUGAAUAUCAUUACUGAAUGGUUGUCGGACAUAAAGCUGGGGUACUGUACGACUGCGUUUUAUCUCAAUGAGCAGUUCUGCUGCUGGGGUGCCGAGGGAGGAUGCCCUGAGUGGAGAAGCUGGACUUCAUACUGGGUUAUAAACUACGUCGUGUAUACUCUUUACGCGGUCCUGUUUGCUUUUAUCGCAGCGAAACUCGUCAAAACAUUUGCGCCAUAUGCCGCCGGAUCGGGCAUAUCCGAGAUAAAAUGCAUCAUUGCUGGUUUUGUUAUGAAGGGCUUCCUGGGAGGAUGGACACUCUUGAUCAAGUCAAUAGCGCUACCACUCGCCAUCGCCUCGGGCUUGUCCGUAGGUAAAGAGGGGCCGAGUGUACAUUUCGCCGUCUGUGCCGGCAAUGUUAUCUCGCGGUUUUUCACGAAGUACAAGCGGAGCGCAUCCAAGACAAGAGAGGUCUUGACAGCUACAGCGGCAGCAGGCGUGGCGGUCGCCUUCGGAAGUCCGAUCGGUGGUGUUUUGUUCUCUCUUGAGGAAAUGGCGUCUUACUUCCCAUUGAAGACUUUAUGGCGAAGCUAUUUUUGUGCUCUGGUUGCGACUGGAGUGUUGUCUGUGAUGAAUCCCUUUAGGACUGGACAGCUGGUAAUGUUCCAGGUGCGGUACGACCGCUCGUGGCACUUUUUCGAACUGAUAUUUUUCAUUAUUCUUGGCAUUUUUGGUGGAUUGUACGGCGCGCUGGUGAUCAAGUGGAAUUUGCGCGUCCAAGCAUUUAGGAAGAAGUAUCUCUCGCAACAUGCUGUGGUCGAAUCUGUCAUACUCGCCGUGAUCACGGCAGUGAUAUGUUUCCCAAACAUGUUCUUGAGGAUCAACAUGACUGAGAUGAUGGAGAUUUUGUUUCAGGAAUGUGAAGGAGACAUCGACUAUAAAGGACUUUGCGAAGCCAAAUAUCGGUGGUCGAUGGUAUUCUCACUUGCCACCGCUACAAUCCUACGGGUCUUCUUGGUUAUAAUCUCGUAUGGCUGCAAAGUGCCAGCUGGCAUCUUCGUCCCGUCCAUGGCCAUUGGAGCGUCUUUCGGGCGAAUGGUUGGAAUCAUGGUUCAAGCUCUACACGAGUCGUUUCCGGACUCGAAGUUUUUCGCAGCUUGCGAACCAGAUGUUCCAUGUAUCACGCCAGGUACAUAUGCAUUCCUAGGAGCUGGCGCAGCUCUGAGUGGGAUUAUGCACUUGACCAUCUCGGUGACCGUCAUCAUGUUCGAACUGACUGGAGCACUGACGUAUAUCCUUCCCACCAUGAUCGUUGUCGGCGUCACUAAAGCUGUCGGAGACCGAUUUGGAAAUGGUGGUAUAGCUGAUCGCAUGAUUUGGGCCAACGGAUUUCCGUUCCUAGAUAAUAAGGAAGACCAUGUCUUCAAUGUCCCCGUGUCACACGCCAUGACAAGUGACCCAGUGUCCCUUCCAGCAUCAGACUUCCCAGUUCGCGAAGCAGAGCACCUCUUGAGUGAUAACAAAUUUCAAGGUUUCCCAAUCGUGGAAGACCGUUCGAGCAAGAUCUUGGUCGGGUACAUUGGCCGCACAGAACUGCGUUACGCCAUUGACCGGGCUAGGAUGGAAGGAAUGCUGUCACCAAGCGCGCAAUGUGUGUUCACAAAGGAAGCAGCGGAAGCUUUGGUAGCCCGCCGGGCAUCUUCCACAUUUUCCCGUGGCCAUCUAGUCCCCGAUACAUUCGAUAACAUUCAGAGUAGUGCCGGGGCCGCCUCUGUCGACUUUAGCAGAUACGUCGACCAUACACCGUUAACUGUCCAUCCCCGCUUGCCGCUCGAAACCGUCAUGGAGAUCUUCAAGAAGAUGGGUCCGCGUGUGAUUUUGGUCGAGCACCGCGGCCGACUCACAGGCCUCGUCACAGUGAAGGACUGCCUCAAAUACCAAUUCAAGGUCGAAGCCGAGGAGCAAGCUUUGGCCGCGACUCACCAGCCGGAGCUCCCGUUAGGAGCCUAUCAGAACAUGAAGGAUAACGACACGCUCGAGGAACGGAUCUGGAACUUCAUGCAAAAUAUUGGGUCCAAGUUCUCCAAGAUUUCAGGACGGCCGCGAGAUGUCAGGCCCAUCCCAACAGAGGACCGCUCGCCGUCGGGCAUAUUACCCGGUGCGGAAGAUGACGAGGACGACGGCAUGGUCGAGCUAGAGGAGAGACAGUGA
Aspergillus calidoustus is the source of this 2666-nucleotide messenger RNA. The record is from the annotation of a GenBank genome assembly. Lineage: Eukaryota; Fungi; Ascomycota; Eurotiomycetes; Eurotiales; Aspergillaceae.